Molecule: messenger RNA, 7552 nt
Organism: Episyrphus balteatus (marmalade hoverfly)
Lineage: Eukaryota; Metazoa; Arthropoda; Insecta; Diptera; Syrphidae
Exons: 3
Coding region: 1798-7392 (1864 amino acids)
Molecular function (GO): DNA binding
Source: RefSeq, a predicted model, not a curated record
AUUUUAACUAGUGCUCGACGGACAGUGAAACGAUGAUGAACUUCCAAAAUGUACAGUGGAAUGUGACAACAACGAAAACGACGUAGACGGUGGCUCCUCCGCGCGCAUUCACCAAUGCAACUCAGUAAAUGAGCGAAAAAACAACAAAUCAUUACGAAUUUGUCUCUCAAAACGAAAUACAAAACACAACAUACACUAUCUUCUCUCUCUCUCUAUUCUAUACAAAAUAAACUGAGUUAAAAGAGUGAGAUAGUCAUAUUAUUUGCUAGAGUGAAGGAAAAGAAAAAUACGGCCAAGCAAACACCACAUACGGUAUAAUUCCUUCGAAUCGCGAGAAUAAUCAAUUACAAGUGUCAAACGUGAACGUACGGAACCCGAGAACCGUGUCCGUGUCGUCGUUCGUUCCUUCGUUGUGUGGUGAAUAUAAAUUUUUUUUUUAUAUUCAUCAAAAUUAUAUUUUUUCUGCUCCUUCUCUUUUCUAAAAAGUCUUAUAGGAGUAAAGAAAAAUAUUAAACAAAAAUAUAAUUAAGAAUUAAAAAUUUCCAUUGAAAAAUUAAAAAAAUCAAUUUCAAUUGAAAUUCCGCAAGAAGAAAAUUUUCAAGUGUAGAGAAAUUUAAGAGGAAAACGAAAAAAUUGAUUCUACUCCAAAGUGCAUAUUAAUUUCUCUCCCCGUUUUUUUUUUUUUUCUAUACCUACUGUGAAUUAUAUAUGACAAGUGCAAUAGUCUUUCAAUAUUUAAAUUUGAAUAAUUUCAAAUAAGAAAAAUCAUAAAUUUCCAACCGGAACGUAAAAAAAUUCCUUUCGAGAGGAAAUACAAAAAAAAAAAAAAAUCAUGAAAACCUUUUUGGAAAACCCCCCUGUGAAAAUUUUUAGUAAAUAAAUAAAAAUUUCUCUAUUCGCAGAGCGAGAAAGAGAACACCCCAUUUCUAUACAUAUUGUUGAAAAAAUGUGUAUGCAAGGUGUCAAUACAAAUGUCAUCUCUCUUUAACCAUAGAUAAAACAUACGCGUUGUCCCUUUCGAAAAAUCUAUUUACCCUCUCCCAAUAUCGUAAAGAAAAAUAAAACCAUAACAAAACAGCUGGAGAGCGUGUGCCCGUAAUCGAGCGCGAGCGAGACGGUGAAAUAAAAUUUUGAGUUUCAACUCAAAUUUACAAAAAUAAAAGAGAGCACAACAAAAAAUUAUUGUGAAUGAGUGUGUAAAUAAUAUUUGUAUGAAUAAAAUACCCUCUCUCUUACCCCAAUUGGAUAAGUGGAAGAGAGAGUGAUAAAAAAAAGUGUCAAAACAAAAAAAAAAAAAAAAGCAAAAAUUGUUUAUUUAAAUAAAAAUUGCACAAAAAGCAAUUAUUGAUAUGUCAAAAGUUUAUACUCAAGUGUCAAAAAUUAGAGAGAAUUCACAAUAGUAAUUAGUGUCAAGUGUCAAAAAUAAAGUUAAUUUUGUAAGAAAAAGAAAAAAGUCUCCAAUUGGGAGAGAUAAUAUUCUUGUGUGUUGAUAGCGAAUUCAAAUAAGAAGAGUAUAAAAUUAAAUUCCAAUGAGUAGUUGUAGUUAAGUGUACACACAACACGUUUUUUUGGUGCGAAAUCUCUCUUUUUUUUUUAAGCGAGUUUGCGUAGUUUUAUCUUCUGGCGAUUUGUAGAUUUGUUGUUGUGGAAUUUUUAGAAAGUUUUUUUUUUUAAAUAAAUUUUUGAAAAAAUAAAAUCAAAAUUUAAAAAAAUGCAACCGUGAAUAGCACUUUUUAGUAAAAAAUUAAAAAAAGUGUAGAGAAGUAGAAUUCACAAUAAGAGAUAUAUAAAAAAAUUAUGAGCAUUGAGGUUGUUGGUGUGAACCAGUCAUGGACACAGCUAUCAUCAAUAUUGCUCCCUGUUUCAACAACAACAACAACAACAAACACAUCACCAACCAAGGCAAAAAUAACAUCAACAACAACAACAUCACUCACAUCACAUCCACCACCAUCACCAUCGCCAGAAACAUCAGAAAAAGCAAUAAUAAUAACAACAACAGAUACAAUCGACGACGGCUGUGGAAACUCUCCACUGUCAACAACAACUCCUAGCGAUCCUCUAUCUGACAGUUGUCUGCUGGCUUUAAGUAGUACUGAAGAAGACGACGAAGAAGAAGAAGAAGGUGAAGAAGAACUGUCACAACUGACAGUAAAUGCUGAUGAUAGUAAUGUAGGUCAGCAACAACAAGACCAACAACAACAACAACAACAACAACAGCUGCUGUCAGUGACAUCAUUACCGCCAUUGCCGGAUUUAAUACCAAUUCGUAAGUCUCAACAACAACAAUUGCAAGAAAUUGAAACAACAACAACAAAUUGUUGCAACAACAUUAAUCAGCAACAACAACAAAAAUCACAACAAUCACCAAUUGCAACAUCAUCAUCUAGUCAAAUUUUAUCAAUUAGUAGUAAAAACAUUGCGGAGGGGGAAGUGGAAGAACAAGAAGAAGACGAAGAAGACACAACUAACAACAACAACAACACAAAUAACAACAACAACAACGAAGAAGAAGAAGAAGAUUUGCAACAUUCCACCUUUAUUGAAGAAGCAACAUCAACAAGUUUAGCAACAAAUUCCACACUUUUAGACAAUCAAUCAACGCCAACAUCAGCAACAAUCGCUACAACAACAACAAACACAACAUUCAAUAAUCUAUAUCAAACUGAUUGCAGUAGCAACAUGUCUCAGCAACAUUCUUCGUCAUCAUCAAUGUUGCUACAUGAUCCAACACUAACACCAGUAACAUCUUUGACCGGUCUUCCCAAGACCACUGGUGCCAAGAAACGCGGUAGAAAAAUUAAGACUGAGAUUGAAGAUCCCGACUUGUGUCCGAUACCACAUCGCAAGUCAGAUCGUCGGAGAGUGGCACGCGAUAUAUUUUUAGUGUUUGAAGAACAUCCGGCGAAUAGACGUCGCACGGGGAAAGGUGGCAAAGCUAAACAACCCAAAGCGCGUCCGAAGUCUAAAUUUGCACAUUUAAUGACAGAGCCUAAAAGGCAGCCGAAUAAGAAGACACCAGCUUCGUCAACAGUGACGUCAUCUGUGGGGACAGGAGUGGUGCCACCUGUUCGGAUAAAAUCUGAACCAAAGACACCAACUUCAUCGUUGUCAUGUACAACUCGGAAGACAACUCCAACAGUUCCAGCUGUCAAGGCACCCAAGCCGGCAACAGCAACUAAAAGUACACCAACAACAAAAAACACACCUACACCAACAAAAACUCCAACAACAACAACAACAACUACAACAACAACAGUUCCUCGGGUAAAACCGAUCUUCUUAUUUGUCAAACAAGAAGACACCCGUAUUGUAGAAGUUCGAUGUGAAGAUUACGACAAACGAAAUCGAAUACGAUUGACAAAGACGGCCAAUGGAUGGCGGGCGAUACCACGAACGGAUCCAACAUCAUGUCGAUCUGCUAAGCUUCUUCCAAAUCCAGCUGUCAAAGUGAAGCAGGAGAUGUUUGAAGAAGCACAACUUAGAAAUGCUUCAGUUCCUGUUCAUCAAGAACAACAACCUUUACCACCACCGCCUUCUUCACCUCCCUCACAACAACAACAAUUUGAACCGCCAUCUUCUUCCCCUGUUCCAUCAACUAUUACACCAACGGAAACAGAAAUAGUGGCACCUCUCGAACCUUUGAAACCAUUGAAGAUUCUGCAACCAGCAGAAUUGCUCAAAAAUGCUGCUUCACAUGCAGCAAAGAAGAAAAAGAAAAAGAAGAAGAAGAAAAAACGUAAACUUGCUGAAAAAGAAGAAGAACGAAAAGAAAUCGAAGAAGUAGUGGAAAUAAGUAAAAAUCCAACAGAAGAAGAUGAAGAAGAGAAAGAAGAAGAAGAUGUAGAAGCAGAAAUUCCUGCAGCAAUUAUAGAGAAUCCAAUCAUAUCAACAGAACCAAAUCAUUUAGUAUACGAAAGCACAAAUCAUGAACGAGAAGAAGAAGAACAAGAAGAAGAAAUGGAAGAAGCAGCAGAAGUUGAAGAAAUAGAAGAAGAAGAUGUAAAAGCAAUCGACGAAGAUGACAUGGAUAUACAAGAAGUACCAAUUUCUGUAGAAACUCCUCAAAUUCCCAUCGAACCUGAGCCCAGGGAAGAUGUCGAAGAAGCAGAUAUUGAAGAAGUCAUACCAAACAACUAUGAAGAAGAUGAAGAUGAUCUUCAUAUUCUUCAUCAACAUCACAUGGAACCAAAUAAUAACGAACCAACUGAAGAACUCGCCAAGAAUCUCACACAAAUUUCCGAUGAUCUUGAGUUGGAUGAUAUGCCACAAUUCAUGCAGGACGUGAAUCCAUCAGUUCGGCCAUUACAACUUUGUCCAGAAACUGGACUUUUCAUACAAAAAACACCACCACCAAUUGUUGAAGAAGAUCAUGAUAUGGAUCGUGGUGAACCUGAACCAUCUUCAGAGCCAGAUUUAAAUCAUCAUGAACAUGAAGAUCAUGAUCAUGAUGCUCCAGUGGUAUUGUCAGAUAGUUUUGAUGAUUCCGAUGUUGAUACCAAAAACCUAAAAGACCUCCUUGAUGAUGCAGAUUUACUGCAACAUUGCAGUGAUAAUGCAAUGAGUGGAGCUGAGCUCCUAGAUUCGCUGGUGAAGAGAGGUUGCGAAGAUAAUCACAUAUCUGGCGAUGAGCCAUCGAUUAAAGAGACUAUUUGUUUGGAUGACUUUGAAAAUGAAGAUGAUGAUGUUUUGCUUCAACCUGAACCAGUAGCUGAUAUCAUCUCGAGGCUUGGUGGAUCCCUGGCAGCAUCACCAAAAUGUUUAUCUUUCAAUGAAGCUGGAGAAAUCGAAGAUCUCCAUGGCGAACUCUUCCAAUCAAACACUCAAAACGAUCCGUUCAGUCGUCACACCCUCGAAGAACUCUCCAUCACAAUCAAAGAUCUCGAGAAAUCAGCCGAAGAGAGCUACAAUUCACCUGUGAAACCCAACAAGCCCGCCGAAUCAGUGACCAUUGUGUCACCCGAUUCGUGCGUCGAUGAAAUGCCAAAGGACCUGACGUGCAAAAAAUCACAAAUUGCCGCCGAAAAAGAGAAACCCCCUCAGCCGGCGCUUCUUGAACGCCCCAAUUCGAGAAGUUCUGAUGCCAUUCAAUCGCCACAGCCUAGCGGCCUGCCAGCGGUACCGCCUUCACCAGACUUAGUGCAUUCCAACAAUAAGUCGUCAAAGAAUGUCUUCCUCGAGCAAUUGCUCAAUUCAAGCAAUUCGAUUAGUCCGAAGAUUUGCUCCUCAGUCACUGUGACUCCAAUUAAAAUUCCAAAUGCCCCUACAAAGCAGCAACAAAAAGAACCGUUAGAUUUAGGUAAACACCGAAAAUCAGCAAGUCCAACGGUAAGUUGUUCGGAAGAAGCAAAACGUAUUCAAACGGUUACAAUUGAUGAAGAAACUCCCGAUGAACCGUUACAAAAACGUAUUAAACGUGAAGAAAACGAAGAAGAUGCUUCGUCGGAGAAGAGUCACACUGAAAAUCUUAUCGAAAUGUUAUCGUCUGGUAAGGAUCCAGAUCCAUUAACACAGUUACGCUUGCUUAUACGAAAUCCUGAAUGGAAAGUACCUGAUCCUAUUCUUGUGCCAAAGGAUCGUUUAAGUGCGGUAUUGGCAUCGCCAGCCCGUGAAAUUCCACUCCUGCUCACAACUAGACCUGAAUUGAGACUGCCAGAGGCUUUUGCAUAUCCAGCGAUUCUUCAGGAUCCAGAUAUCCUUGUUAUAUCAAUGGCUCAAUUGGAGACUAUUCUGCAGAAGCAAGUUGAGAUAACUAGACCUAAAGCGAAAACUCCUCCAAUUCCUCAGGUCACGAUCGAAGCGAUUCCGAAUCCCGCCAAAAAUCGGGCUCCCGAGAAACCUAUAUCGGCACCAUCUCCCGAUGUUACUGUAUCGAGUAAAAAACCAGCGGCACCGUCCUCAACGCCGCAAGCGCCCAAACAGAGCAACAACAAUAACAACUUCUUAAAUCCUCUGAUGGGAGACAUCGAUGCGGCAACCCUGGCCGCUUUCAAUCAGAUGCUUUGGCUUCCUUACAUUGGCCAAAUGGCGCCCGAGUUUAUCAAAGCCAUAGCUGGUUUGCAGAAUGGCAACGGUUUGGCCGAACUUAUGCCACUUUUGCAGCAACAGCAAAAUGCACAGCAUGCCAGUCAACAGCAGCAAAAUCAAAAAACCGCCUUCCCAACGCCACCGCAGUUCCAUCCAAUGGCUGCGGCAGCUGCCGCUGCAGGUCUCACCAACCCGUUAGCCGCAUCAGCUGCAUUCCAGAAUCCCCUCGAAAUGGCUAUGUGGCAGGAAGCCCUUACACAAGCUCAAAUGCAGCGAAUGAUGAAGAUGAAUGCAGCAGCUGCUUUAGCUGCCCAGCAACAACAGCGUGAGGUUCCGAAAAAGCCAUCUUCUAAUUCGGAAGCAAAAGCUAGUGCAAAUCGUUCUCACUAUAAUGCAGCGACCUCAAGCUCAAAACAAAUUCCCACAAAUCCUCCCCCGCCCUAUCACCAUUCGCAAGCCAGUCAAUCUAAUCAGCGCCAUCUAGCGUCGUCGGAAAAAAGUAACUUGUCGCGAUCGGUCCCGAAUCCCUUCUAUCGACCGCCCGGCACUGGUAACACUGAUUCAGCGUCAGCCCAUCGCGCUAAACAAAAAACCCAACAACACCAUCAUCAACAUCAAGACCAAAAACCUCGCGUCACAUGCAAGUCCCUGUCAAAUCUGCUACAACCGGAACGUUUAUCCGAAGCUAAAAUGUCAAAUCUCAUGGCAAUGCCUGGUUUCGACUUUGGUUUUAAUGGAAGUGCAGGUAAUGUUGCUGCUGCCGCAGCUGCCGCUGCAAAUCCAUUUCAAUUUGCUUCAGCUGCAGCUGCUGCAGCAGCAGUCGCAUCAGCUGGCCGGUCCAGUGGUGCUGGACAAUAUGGCGGCGGUGGCAGUAAUAGUAGUAGCAGCAGUGUUGGUAGUAGUAAUACUGGUAAUGGUGGUGGUAAUAGUAAUAAUAAUAAUAAUAAUAAUAAUGGAAAUCAUGCAACAGCCUUACAUCGUAACAAUCAAUCAGCUUCCAAUAUGCUUGGCAAUAUGACACCUAGUCAACAUCAUCAUCAACAACAAUUGCAACAUCAUCAACAACAAUUGCAACAACAUCAUCAGCAACUUCAACAACAACAGCAACAACAACUUCAGCAACAUCAGCAACAACAGCAGCAACAACAACAACAACAUCAUCAACAGCAACAGGCUAAGCUUAAAGUUAAGCCUGGUUCGCAUUUAAUUGAUCCGGCAGCUUUGCAAAGGCGGUUGUUGAAUUGCGAAGAUAUGUCUGAAGUUGGUAGUACUACUAAUGGUUUGGAGGAAAUGAUGACAGAUCCGAAUGCAGCGUUAUGGCAUCCGUUAUUUGGAAACUACUUAUAUUCUGUUUGGCAGCACUAAUUUCGAAAGCCAAAUUUGAAUAUUCUCAUUUACCCAAAAAGCUGGCUACAAUAGCCCGUGGCAAUGGACAACUGUAACGGCGAGUGGCGAAUGACAUAUAGGGGCUCGCAAAGAGCCCGCACUCAAUGGUGGUGGUAAUCAAUCAAGUUCCAAUAGCCAA